Messenger RNA from Equus caballus (horse), 10221 nucleotides. RefSeq names its product growth hormone secretagogue receptor (gene GHSR). Gene Ontology annotation, molecular function: growth hormone secretagogue receptor activity. Gene Ontology annotation, cellular component: plasma membrane. Gene Ontology annotation, biological process: hormone-mediated signaling pathway; G protein-coupled receptor signaling pathway. NCBI's taxonomy places the organism in Eukaryota, Metazoa, Chordata, Mammalia, Perissodactyla, Equidae. The record is from RefSeq and is a predicted model, not a curated record.
AAAAGUUGCAAGAAUAGUACAAAGAAAAUUAUUUUACCCUUUUCUUAGAUUCUUUUAUUAUUAAUGCUUUCCCCCAUUUGCUGUAUCAUUUGCCCUAUUUAUCUGCGCGCACACACACAUGCAAGUGUAAUUAUUUUUCUGAAACAGGUGCGUAAAUCACGGUUGAGUGUGUAUUUUUAAGAAUAAGAAUAUAUUCUUUCACACAGUUAUCAACUUUAGUAAACUUAAUACUAAUUCGAUACUUUUAUCUAAUCUAUCAGCCAUAUUCUAAGUCAAUUAACCCAAUACUACCCUUUAUUUAGAAGUUUUUUCCCUCCAGUUCAGGGUCCAAUCUAAAAGGAGGAUUUACAGUUAGCUGUCCUGUCUCUUUGGUCUGCCUUAGUCUGGAACGUUUUCUCAGUCUUUCUGAGAACAUUGACUUUUUCUGAAGAAUUUUUAAAAUAGAUUAUUCCUCAUUUUGAAUUUGUCUGAUGUUUCCUUGUGAUUAGGUUGAGAUCACAUAUUCCUAGCUGGAAUACUACAUAAGUAAUAUUGUGUCUUUCCCAGGGUAUCACAUUGAUGAUGAUAAUUUUGAUCACUUGCUAAGGGUAUGUUUGAUUUAUCUACUGUACCAUCAUCAUCUCACGAUUUUUGCAAAACAUAUAUCCUAGCCUUGUCCACAAACAAGGGCUACUCCAUUAUGUCUCAGGGGCAGUAACCAUGGUCACUAAACGCCAUUCCCAACUACAAGGUACCAGCGAUUCUUGGAGAAAUGGCUGCUCUCCAGUCUAGAGUAGGGUAUUCACAAGGUGAGCUAUGGUAUCUUAUUGUGCCAGAAAACAAGGAGGUUCUCAAAAUCUAAGUGAGUCAUGUCAAAAGACGCUGUAGCCAGCUUGAAGGGGAUCUGAUUGGCCAAAGAUUGGACAAUUUGAGCAUCAAAAAGAAAAAAUAACCAUAAUUGAUUGCUAUGCAUUGAUUAUAUAAAAAUCCAUAAAUCCAUAAUAACACUCUCUACACCAUUCAAAGGACAAGGUAUGCAGAGCUCUUUCACUCCAAUGUGCUUUUAUGCCCCUUGUCUGAACAGUUUAGCAUGUUUUGCUUCAUCUGACAGAACUCAACUUUCGAGAUCCAGCUCAGACGCCACUUCCUCUGAGAGAAGCCUUCCCUAAAACCUCUAUGUAGUUCACUGUUUCUCCACAUCUCAACAUAGUUCACGGCACAUGCCUCUUUAAAUGCACAUAUCAUACUGUACUGGAAUUUCUUGUUUAGCUGGGUUUUUCUUUCUAGACUGUAAGUUUAUAUAUAAGGACCCACCUGGGUUUUAUUUAUUGUUUUAUUCCCAGUGCCUAGCACAUACUUAUAGACAGUUUUAUGUAUUAUAUAACAUUACAUGUUGUGAACCAAUGGAUCAACUUCGAUAGUAUUUCCUUCUCUUCUUCAUCAUACAAUGCAAAUUUGUUUAUAUUUUAGAAAAUGAUCGAAAACAGUUAAAUAGCUGGCUAUUUUAGCCAACAUGCCAAAUUUUUAUCAAAAUAUAUUUUUUAAAAGAUUUUUUCCAUCUAUCAGCCUGAGUAGACCAGAACUAUGCCCCACAAUCUUUUCUUGAUUCUUAUUCUUAGACAAUAGCUUCCUACAGUAUUUUUAUUUAUCCCAAUCUGUUUUCUCCCCCGAAAGAUCUUCUACAUACAUAUAUCUACUGAUAAUGUAGGGUAGGAAGUGUUGAAGUUAAAUUAUUGAUUUUUUUUUCAGUAACCGGUAGCUCGACUUAGUUAUAAUCUUUUUUAAAAUAGUAGUUUGAAAUGAGUAUUUUUAAAAGUCAAUUUGGUCCAACAUCUGUAACACACCAGGGGGAACUAGCACGUAGCAUGUACCCCAGUAGGUUUCCCGGUAUUAAACUUCCCUCAUGAAGCCUCUUACUGUGUGUGGAAUCUUGCGUGCACAUAUGCAUACAUCCAGCCUUAGGUCUUUGUGGACUUUUAAACAUUAACAAUUUAGGUGGUAGAGAUGAUGUAAACCUUCCGUCAAAGGCAUGUGCAAACGCACUAAGAUGCUUCGGGAAGUCCCUCUCUCAGACGCAGUGAAAGGAUUCUCAUUUAGGCCAGAGGUGGCCGCGGAUAGAUGCGGUCAGCGCAGCCGCUUAAUGCCGGUCUGUGCUUGGGAGGAAUCUCCCCUCUUCCUCGUGGAGCAGGACUGAGAUGCUGAGACGCCAGCGGAAAAAGGUGAGGGCGGCGGGACCGCAGCUCUGGAGAGCUUGGCUGCUCGGGAGAUGGGACCGGUCGCUGGCCGCGGUGCUGAACACGCGCCCGGGCUACCCCAGGUUGGCGGGCGGGAAGAGGCCCCGGGGGGUUGGUGAGUUCGAAGGAAGGCAGUCGUCAGUCUCACAUCUUCGGCUGUUGGUUUCUGGCUCCGGGCUGGGGACACACAGGCCGCGUCCAGGAGAGUCACCUCGCGAGCGUAGGGGUAGCCUCUGACCCAAUCCCAAGAGGCGCAGCUCCUGCCCCUCAACAGCAACCCAUACAAUAACAGCAAAGUAGCCCAUAAUUAUUUGAGCUUCAACUCUGUCUCCAACACUUGACAUCCACUCCCACUGGUCCUCACAACAUCCUCAAAAUUUAAAAUAAAAAGGUUCACGACCUUGCCCAAGUGAACACAGCUACCCAAUGGCUAAGCUCUCUCAAUCAUGCCUCAGAAAAUGUUUACUGCGCACCCUCGACGUGCCAGCCUUACAGACUGCUCCUCCUCCUUUACCGGCUUCGCUCUCCUCCCACCACGGCCCUUUUCUUUUGCCCCUCCUCUUCCCCCAAGGUUUGCAUCAGGCAGAAGUAAUCUCCUACACAGCGUACCCCCUGCUACUGCCCAGUCGGGAGACUGUACAAAGGGCUGGGAUUCAGAACAGAGUUUAUUCAAACGUUUGUCCUUUCGUGCUGGGAAGUCCAAACCGGGUGGGAGAUCCAAGUCUAGUCCCUGAGCCCCCAACUCGCUGUGUGACCUUGGACAAGUGGCCACACGUCUCUGAGCCUGUUUCUCCUCGAUAAUGUGAUGAUAGGUUCUAGGACUGCGUGAGGCUCUUUCCAGGUGCGUACCGGUCUCCUCUCGGGUCGGAAGACAAUCACUAGGUCUCUCUUUUUUCACUCCCUACCCUGCUUUUCCAAGCCCAGUUGGGCACACUCGAUUCUUCUCCUCACCGGGUCCCUUGUUGAGGAAGAACUCAGGUCCCCCCGCACCUGAAGGAGUUCUCCCCGCCACCUCCGCCGUCCCCGCCCCUAGCCCCAGGGGUGACUUGCCCUCUGGGCCACACUAGCCAGGCAGCGUCCAAGGUUAGGAAGAGAGCUCCUCGCGUUCUCACUUCGCCGGUUCUCCGCGGUCCCCACACACCGGGCCGCUUUGGGAAGUUCGAGCUGUAGCUCCAGCAAGAACGCGAAGGUGAGGCAGAGCUGGCGGGGCUGCCCCGGUGACAGGUACGUGUGUGGAGGCCGGCCAGAGGCUGAGUUGGAAGAGAGGGACUUUGGGCGAGAGGACGGGGGAAAGGGAGGGUGCCAGCAAGAGCGAGGGUCACUCUGUCUCCUCGCCACCAGUGUGUGUGUGUUUAUGUGGGGGGGGGGGGGGAGGGGUGCCUCCCUCUCUCCUCCUCCUCCCCGUCCCAGGCUAUCAAUCUCACCUUCUCCCUCAGCUUCUGCCUCUCACUUCCCUCUUUCCUCUGCAAGCGUCCUCCCUGCGAGCCCGCGUCCGCUCCGCCCUCGCGCUCUCUCGCGCCUAAGAGGACCUUCUCGGGGACCAGCUCGGUGCGGCCCUUCAGCGCAGUCGCAUCCGAGAGCCAGAUAAGCUGAACCGGCAGCAUGUGGAACGCGACGCCGAGCGAGGAGCCGGGACCCAACCUCACGCUGCCGGACCUCGGCUGGGACGCUUCCCCCGACAACGACUCGCUGGCGGAGGAGCUGCUGCCGCUCUUCCCCGCGCCUCUCCUGGCGGGUGUCACUGCCACCUGCGUGGCGCUCUUCGUGGUGGGCGUCGCGGGUAACCUGCUCACCAUGCUGGUGGUGUCGCGCUUCCGCGAGAUGCGUACCACCACCAACCUCUACCUGUCCAGCAUGGCCUUCUCCGACCUACUCAUCUUCCUCUGCAUGCCCCUCGACCUCGUCCGCCUCUGGCAGUACCGGCCCUGGAACUUCGGCGACCUGCUCUGCAAACUCUUCCAGUUCGUCAGCGAGAGCUGCACCUACGCCACGGUGCUCACCAUCACCGCGCUGAGCGUCGAGCGCUACUUCGCCAUCUGUUUCCCGCUGCGGGCCAAAGUGGUGGUCACCAAGGGCCGGGUGAAGCUGGUCAUCCUGGUCAUCUGGGCCGUGGCCUUCUGCAGCGCCGGGCCCAUCUUCGUGCUGGUGGGGGUGGAGCAUGAGAACGGCACCGACCCUCAGGACACCAACGAGUGCCGCGCCACCGAGUUCGCCGUGCGCUCGGGACUGCUCACGGUCAUGGUGUGGGUGUCCAGCGUCUUCUUCUUCCUGCCUGUCUUCUGCCUCACUGUGCUCUACAGUCUCAUCAGCAGGAAGCUGUGGCGGAGGAGGCGCGGCGAGGCGGCGGUGGGCGCCUCGCUCCGGGACCAGAACCACAAGCAAACCGUGAAAAUGCUGGCUGUAGUGGUGUUUGCGUUCAUCCUCUGCUGGCUGCCCUUCCACGUAGGGAGAUAUUUAUUUUCCAAAUCCUUUGAGCCUGGCUCCCUGGAGAUUGCUCAGAUCAGCCAAUACUGCAACCUCGUGUCCUUUGUUCUCUUCUACCUCAGUGCUGCCAUCAACCCGAUUCUGUACAACAUCAUGUCCAAGAAGUACCGGGUGGCAGUGUUCAAACUUCUGGGAUUUGCACCCUUCUCCCAGAGGAAGCUCUCCACUCUGAAGGAUGAAAGUUCUCGGGCCUGGACAGAAUCUAGUAUUAAUACGUGACCAAGCACAUUGCUGAGCAAAGUCAUCGCUUAUUAUCCUAAACCAGAAGCCAUAGCACAGCAGAACUUGGGAUGAAGUUGAAGGUUAAUUUUGGAAUUAGGGUCACAUAUGUCUGGAAACAAUUGGAGGGAAAGAAACAGUAGAAUUUGUAGUGUGUGAGCAGUUUGAUUUGAUUGCAAACUCAUCCGUGCUCUCAUACACUAUUUCUGCAUAUUCAUUGCCUAUGAUUUUGCAUUCUGCUGGUGAUGCUGGCAAGGACUUUGUGAUUCGGAGAAAGGGGGAGGGGCAGAGAGGGCAGUUAGGGCACUUCUCGCUGGAUAAAGACUAAAUCUGAUCUACUUUUUCAUAAUGAUAAGAAAAUUUUAAUUAAAAGAAUGACAUUAAAAUAAAAAAUUUAAAACAUGACUUUUUAAAACUAGCAAUUUUCAUGUAGCUCCAGAUCAGUGCUGUCCAAGAGAAAUACAACGCAAGGUACUUAAGUAAUCAAUAUAAAAAUUAUUUGUGAGAAUUUUACAUUCUUUUUUUCAUACAAAGUCUUUAAAAUUUGAUUUGUUUUUUACAUUUACAGCAUAACUUAAUUUGGAUAUUAAGUUUUUAUCAGUAAUAGUUGAUGUAUUUAAAUUUCAUAAAAUUUGCAGAAUAAAAAGUAGAUUCAUAAACCUAGGCCGUCCAAACACACUUAAAAGUUUUCCAAUAACUAAAACUACUAUAAGUUUUUAAAUAUAAGAUGAAUUGAAAUUAAAACUUCAGUCCUUCAAGUUGCACAGGUCACAUUUCAAGGGUUCAUAGCCACGUGUGGCUAGUGGCUACUGUUUUGGACAGUACCGCUCUAGAGAAUAUGUAAAAUUAUUGUCAAUCUUAUAAAAAAUGUUUAAAAAUAGUCACUCCCUGAAAUGUUUUUAUAGCAAAAUUAGCAUAGCAGAAUAUUAGAGUGAUAAAUUCUAAAACUCACACCUAAAUGGCCUAUUCGUGCUUGGAAGAAAGUGGAUAUGAGAUAUAGGAUGAAUUUUUAAAUUAGAUUGAAUUACAUGUGUUAAUAUUCGGGAAAUGAAACUUUAUAAAAAUUAUAGACAAUCGCAAACUACCUUAUUUGGCUUAACAAAAAUAUUUAAGCCAAUCAUAAGGCUUUGAUUUGUGAAUAAAGGAAUAAUUUAUAACUUACUCUGAAAGGUUUAUAGGAACUUAGUGAACAUAGAAAUGGUAAAAAAUUCAGAAUCCUUUAAAUGCUACUGCUUAUUGAUAUUCAAAAGUUUUUUUAAUCUUAUAACCGUUAAUUUCAAAAUGCCUAUGCCAUGUCCUAUCUCCAGAUUAGUUUUGCUAUUUAUAUCCCAUUGCUUAUCUGGUAGGUACGUUUACUUGAAUUUUCAGUCUCCCUCUCAUAAUUAUGAAUGAUUAGACCCCUUCAACUAAAUAUUCUACAGUUUUUUUAUAAAUCUAAAACUUUCAUUUAUAUUGACAUUGCUCCUUAUAUAGUCAACUCUUUUCAUAUUAAAUAUGUUAUUCCAAAAAUGAUUUCUUCAUAGUCGCAUUCAACACUAAGUCAUAUAAGCAAUUCCUACGUGAAGUUAUUGGUUAAACUAUAGAACUGGUGGAGCCAGUUAGGGAAAUUACUGCCAUGAUUGACUUUUUUCCCCCAUCAAAAGUAAAUAUUGUUAUGUGGAAAUAAUUGAUUGACUAUUUAUUUUAGAAAAAUAAAAACAUAAUCAUAAUCAUAGUGAUUUCUUUAAAGAAAUAUUUCUAAAAUCCUUCCUUAUACCAAAACUGCGUAUCAGCUUAUCUAAAUACAGACCUUUAGCAAGUAACUUAUUCAGCUAAUUCUUGGGAGUACAUCAAUAUUUUUUAAAAAUAUACUGAUUCAUUGAAGCUCAUCAGAUACUAAUGAGGUCAUUCAGCAUUAUUGUUCUCAAUAGGGCCCAGUAAAUCCCAAAGAGAUAAUUCAGUUUCCUGAAGCCUUAGAGUUUUGUCUACAAAUACACCCUACCUGAGAGAAAACAAGCAAAACAGGCUUGACUUCCAUCACAGAUGAUUGCCACACAUUGAUUGUUGUGGAGAAAAAACUAACUUUUAGUUAGAUGCUUACCCAUUCAAUGGUCCCUCCUUUCUUGUGGGUUCAUGUCUGUAGUCUCGGCCUAGCUCACUAACAGGGACUUCUUUCCAUAGCAAGGACCACCAUUGACCACUGCUGUUGAUUUGGGAACUGAGAGGAUGUUUAGAGAAAAGGAUCUUCAAUUUGCCCUCUAAUGCCAUGCCCUUUUAUUGUCUGUAUCUUCUUCAUAUAAUCACACUCUGUAAAUUGUUUAAGACUCAGGGAAAAGAACUUACACUGAGGAAAACUGUUUCUAAAAGUCCAUCAUUUCAUUAGCAUUUAAUAUGUGCCUGAUGUGUCUAAGCUCUAUAGAUGAAUAAGUCACGGAUUAUAUCCUUAAUGAGCUCAUGAUCACUGGUGUGUUAUGUUGCAGUAGGUAACUAACAAAUAUCUUUAAGUUAUAAAGUAAACAUCUCCAGUUGAUACUGGAUCAAACUGUUCUCCAGCAUUUCAAGGGGGCUUGUUCAUUUCCCUAUAUUGUUGUGUGUUUGGCUCAAAAUACAUUCAAAUUGACCGGUCCCUACACAAACCAGGCAAAUUUAUAGAUGCAGUUAAUGUGUCUGCUAGUGGUCAUUACGCUCACAGCAUUCUUCAUUACUGUAAGGAAAGUAAAGGAAUUGAUUUUACUUUUAAUCUGUUUCCAUUUUCCUGGUUAUCCAGCAAUGAGGUUUCUGUCACCACACCUUACACUGUGUCACAAAGUCAAGGGUUGGGUCAUUUUCAUUAUAAGAAGUGAGAAGAACUCUUGAAUAAUUGCUUUAAAGAAAACACUCAUUGUCAUGAAUUAUUUAAAAUUGUAAGUUUUGUGGCAAUGAGAUUUAGAAACGCUUCCAGUGUCAGGCCCAACCUUGGAAACCAUUUCUUUAUAGUCAAAUUUUUUUUGCAAUGAAGGUGAUUGUGAUGGGGUUUGACUUGAAAUUCCAGCUUUUUCACUCUCAUGCUUUUAUUAAGAACCUGAAAUGAUUCCAAACAAUUUACAAUUAUUAGUUCAACAUUGAUAACUUUAGCUAUAAUUUUGUUGCUGUUUUUUAUUUAUCCACAUACCUGAAUUUAACAUUUUAAAAAAAACCAAACUCUGAGACUUUUUGUAAGACUGGUGCCUGAAAAUGCUCUCUUGUCUUUUAAAACAUCAUGUGUACAUCUUUAAAACGUGACAUACAUAUUUACAUUGGUCAAAACUUCUUGUCACAGUGUCUAAGUGAAUAGAAUUGAGUUUUCUGCUUUCAGAAACACUGUAUCUAGUGUAAAUAAUGUCAUUAAGAGAUAAAGAUGACGUCACUCGUAGUUCAUUGUCUAACGAUCCUCCAGUGAUUUCUUUGCAAUUUAAAUUGCAGCACUAGCCAGGAUACAUACAGAUGUUACUUACUAGGCGAUUAGUGACCAAUGCUAAUUCAGUCAACUGGUAGCACAAAUGUGUUUUACCCAGAGAAUGAACUGCAAGUCAAAGUGUGCUGGUGGCAAAGGCUAGCUGUUUUAAGUUCACGUCACUUAUUAAUUCACAUUAAAUGAAUUCAGUCAUGUUGACUCCUGGCAAUGAUCUCAGUUUGAAGCAGGGGAGAGGGAAGGUCUGGCUGAGGCUUGUUUUGUGUUUUUCCUUGUGAAUGCAAACUCUUGCAGAGUGUGGGAAGUUGGCCAUUUUGGUUGAGAGAAUUAUCAUCAUCCUUAAAAAAACAAAGCUGCCAUGCGCGUGCUCCUCCUAAUUGCCUGGAUAUUUGUUAGUAUUCCAAUUCAUAUUUUAUGCUGAGGCACAGUGUACCCUUUGCUCAAGGGACUACGGACUACCCUCAAAACUGGUAAACCAAGAAAGCCCUCAAAAAGCACCCCUCAUGUAAAUGUUCAAAAACAUCCGCCAAAAUGUUUGCAAAUGUUCUUUCCAGAAGAGCUCCUCUCUCUACUCUCACCGCCACACACCCACCCAGCCCCCCUCCCCAGCAUACAGCAAGUAGUUGGGAAAAAUAGUCUGGAAAAUCAUCUGUGAUUUUAACAUCUCAAAUCCAAGCAUUUAUCCAGCUCAAACAACAAAAAUAUUUAUAUUUUUCACCUUUAGCACUAUGGGUUUAGUACUCUAGAGAGCACUUGUUCACACAAAUACAUCCAAACAGUGUCGUCUCCUGUUUUAUCGACAGCUGCAGUAUUCUAGGUCUGUGUAGAAUUGGUCACUUGCUUGAUUUGUGUUUGUACAGUGUCAUCUAUGUCACUAAUGAUAUUUUGAUUUGUGAUUCUUUUUAUUUAGGGUCUUUUGAAUGUUAAAGAGUUUACUGUAGCUCUCAUGUCUCUGUCUUUAUGAGAUUAGGCAUCAGUUUUCCUUCCUUUGGGUGUCCUUAACCAAACGAAUGCUUAAUAAAUAUCUUCUUAAAGCUUAUAGUUAAUUUCUUCUACUUACAGUUAUAACUCUUGGUGUUUGGGAUAUUUUACCUCUGUUCCUGUCCUAGAUUCAGUUUUAUUUUGUCCUUUUAAUUUCUGAAACAUGUAUUUUGCAACUAUGAGGAGGUGUUUGUUGUAGUGAAUUUUAUUUCCCCAAGGGGCCCAAUGUUUAAUAAUGAGUUAAACAAUUCCUAUAAAUAUUAAGAAGAGUUGGGGACCCUGUGAUGGACUGUGAUCACCAUACUGUCUUCACUUCUAUGUCCCUUACAGCCUGUCUUCCCAGAGCCAAUGGUGUUGCAACCUCCAUGGUGUGACACUAAUGUGUGACCCAAAGACCACAAGCUCUUUGAGUCAAGAGAAGGAUUCCUGUUCAUCUUGCACUCAGCAGCCACACCCUGAACGUUGCUUGGACAAAUGAAGGUUUAAAGACUGGAUUAUAUGUCACCUGGGUUUUAGCUUCCAGACUUAUGGAUUCCUGAGGCCAAUAAAAUUUAAAGCUAAAAUUGUAGGACCAAUGAAAUUGGCCAACUUUUAUUAGCCAAUUAAGGGACUUUAAAAUACCCUACUACCCAUUAUCACCAUCAUUUCAACUUAAAAAGAACAUUGAACUAAAAAAAAAAGUAGAAAGGAUAUAAUCUUGGAAUAAAAGAUCAUCACACUGUGAAAAUUCAACAUAUUCUACGUUCUACAAAAUCAUACAUGUAUGCUGUUAACGUGGGCUAAUGACAACUUGGAAGCAGUAUCUAAAAUGUGCAAUUUGGCAAUAAUUAGUCAUAUACUAAAGUAAUCCAAAGGAGCAAAUCAAUGGAUUUGGGUUUUUUUUGCUGUGGGUGGUUUUGUGUGUAUGUGAGCGUG